Messenger RNA from Dromaius novaehollandiae (emu), 7386 nucleotides. RefSeq names its product G protein-coupled receptor kinase 7 (gene GRK7). Gene Ontology annotation, molecular function: rhodopsin kinase activity; ATP binding. The record is from RefSeq and is a predicted model, not a curated record. The transcript is spliced from 4 exons. Bases 5037 to 6692 code for a protein of 551 amino acids. Lineage: Eukaryota; Metazoa; Chordata; Aves; Casuariiformes; Dromaiidae. Gene Ontology annotation, biological process: signal transduction; regulation of signal transduction; protein phosphorylation. Gene Ontology annotation, cellular component: cytoplasm.
AAUGGAAAUCUUGGAUUGUUUCAUCACGUGUAUGUGGAGAGUUUAAUGUGCUUUUGUCUACUACUUACUUUCUUGCUUUUAAAAAGUUUUGAAUGUUUUAAAUCUAGCUCAUGUAACAAGUCUCAUUGUAUGCUAAGAGAAACCACAAAAAUUCCCUAUCAUGUCACUGUUGCAGUGUAUCACAUCAGUUGUUAAUAUCCCAGAUGAGGUCUUCCUGAAAAAUUAAACCAAAUGCAAGAAAGGUUGAUAAUAACGAAGUACCUAUAGCUUUUAGGUUGCUGUGGCCUGUUUCAUCUUCACUUUUUCUGUUUGUGUAAGAGGAUUCUUUCCUAACAUGAUGAGAAAAGAAAAUCUUGUUAGAUGUAGAAGUAAUAUUUAGCCAUAGAAGUUAAACUAUAUUUAGCACCUAUUUUCUCUGCCAAAAUUUGGUCCCUGGUUCUAUCCUCUAACCUCUUUUAGUUGCAUCUAGUCACAUCAGAGAAUUUCUUUGUUCAUUUUGCUUGGGUUCAUGGAGAGUACCAAAGUAAUUUUCACUCUGCUUUCAGUUCACAUAUGUCACAUGCAUGACUAUUAACAACUGAAAAUUAAAAUUGCAGAGAAGUCUUCCUAAAUGCCGCCUACCACAGGUCCUAAUGCCAAUGAAAUGUUAGGGAUGCUAGAUGUUGAAAUUGAAGCAGCCGGCCUGCCUUCUUUCUUCUACCUGUGUUAAAUCUGAAGAAAUUUUCAUAGGAUAGAAACCAGGUAUGCUCAGUUCACUUUGAAAGAGAUAAAUCUUUGAAAUAGAUGAGAAUCAUAGAAAAAUCUAGCUUGGAAGGGACCAGAGGAGACCAUCCAGUUCAAGUUUUGCUGAAAGCGAGGCCUUAGAUUAGGCUGUCUGGGGCCAUGUCAAGCCAAGUCCCUCCCAGGGAGAGAGAUUCUACUGCUGUCUGGGCCAGCUAUUCCAGUAUGUAAUUGUUCUCAUGGUGAAAAAUCUUUUUCUUAUAUCCAGAAGGAAUUUGCCCUGAAUCAACUUUUGCCCAUUGCCUCCUGUCCUAUCAUCGUGCAUCCUUUUGAAGAGAGUACCUGCAUCUUCAUCUUAAAAAGCAUCUGCUUUUUAAGUAUUGAUAGACUGAGAUUAGAUCCCCCCCACACACACACACACACACAAGCUCUCUCUUUCCUAGGCUGAAUAAACCAAUUUCUUUCAACCUCGUUUCAUAUGUCAAGUUAUCUAACCCUUGCUGGACUCUGUAUAUUUUUCAAUGUCUCUCUUGAAUUUGGAGGACCAAAACUGGACACAAGUAUUCCAGGUGAGGCUUAACAAGUGCUGAGUAGAGGUUCCAUGUCCUCCUUCAAAGCAUGAGUUUAAUAAGUAAAGUUGUUCAGAGAAAAGGACCCUGUAAAAUUUUAACACAAGAAAAGGGUAUUGGGUUUUUUUUUAGUCUCUUUGACUUGAUACAACUGUUUUUGACUGGAAUUAUCAGAUAUUGAGUAUGGACAUUUUCUUUGCAAAUAGCUAAAAUUUAAGAAAGUUAUGUGAAAACAGAAAUAGGAUAGUGUCAGACAUUAAAAGCAGAUGACUCUAAAAGGUCUGUCUGCAGUACUGUACUAUACAGCUGUUCAGAUACUCAUGUGAAAUUUUGCCUUUGAGAUAGAUAUAGGCAACUGCAAAACAUUACUUGUUCAAGUAAGAUGCUAUUUGGAGGAAUACUGUUUAAUUCUGUGAAGUAUUUCAAAGAAGCUGAAUGAAGCUUUUCAGUUUAAUGGAGAUGGAUGUAAACUGCCUUAUUGUUAAGAUAGCUUAAUGUAGGUCAUUGCUAAAUUAAUGUGGCAUUAGAAAGUUUGUCAUCAUACAGGUAAAGUGUAGUCAUCCUGUUUCCUUCUUGUUGCACUAGAAGACUUACAGUCAACUCACAAGAUUUUCAUUUCACUAACUGUAAAGAAAAAAACUGUGAAUACUUAAAUUCACUGAGUCGCCUUACUGCUGACGUGGGAAGAAAGUGUGGGAGGACAGCUUUAGUUUCUUUGUGGCUAUCAAUAGCUGAGGAUCUUCAAUAUGUACUCUUAAUGUGAUGGAUACAUUGGCCUAUAUUUAUAUAGUUUUGUUAUAAUGUUAAUCUUUAAGUUUUGUACAAAAUCUCCAGAACGAAUAUUACAUGCUAAAAUGUAGAACCACCUGUUAGUUUGCAUGAGUCUCUCUUAAAAAAAAAAAAAAAAACAAUUUUAUUUUGUCUUAUUUUUCCAAAUUCGUUGAUUAGAUAACCUUAGUUUAUUUUAUAGGAUAUAUAUUUUAGUUUUGGGAAAAAAUAUUUGCAUGCUCUAUCAGGAAUUUGAAUCUCUGUUGUAUCCCAACUGGACAGCCUAACAGUUAAAUUACAGAUUCAUUAUCUCUGGCUUCACUGAUUUGUACAGGCAAGUGCCUUUACCGAGAAAGAACAUAAGAGAAAUACAUUAUUGAGUAUCCUGUUGACCAGUAGUUAGAGAUGGAAUAUAGGGGAAUGAUUUUAAAGUCUUUGCAUAUUAUUUCUCUGAUUCAGAGAACACUAACUUGCAUCCCAUUUUUGCAGAGAGCUCUGCACAGAGCAGAUACGAAUGUCAGUAGAGAUACCUGUGCCAGAGAAACUUUCUUGUACUCCAAAUCAUACGCUUUCCUUCCUGGUAUCCCAUUCACCUAGUUCUUAAUAAAUACCCACUCUUAGUACUAAAUUUGUUCAGGCCCUAUGUAUGCAAAAUCAGUUAGUUUUGCUUCUCACACAAACACGCUGUUUUAUGAGAAAGCAACAUUAACUUAAAUAGCUGUUAUCAGCCAAUAGGUUAAUGCUGAGGUAUUCUUUUCCACUCUUUAAUAAAUGCUGGGCAAAUCUGGAUAAUUUGGCAAAUGUAGCUAGAGUCGUCCCUGAAAAGUAGCUUGAGUAGUGAAUCUGUGUCCAAAUAUCUUACUGCCUUCGCUUUUUUUUUUUUUUUUAAUUAAGUUGACUUCUUUUAGAGAAAGUUCAUGUUCUGUAGAAAUCAGGAAAGACUCUAAUCAUGAGGGCAAAAUGAUUUUUCAAGCUGUGGAUUGUCUUUCUUGUGCAAGUACCAUAAAUAUUAGGUAUUUUCUUGAUUUGUUUAGACAUGAUAGUAUCAAUAGUUAGGUAUAGGCUUGAGUUCACUCUCGGGGCUCCAACUACCAGCCAUUCAUCGUGUUAAACUCUAAAUUUGAGCUAUGGUGAUGUUUUUGCUAAGGGCAAAAAAGAUCCUGCUGAAUUUUAGGACCUGAAAUUAAAGCUUUUGUUACUUCCUUUCUUGCCUUUCUGUUCUCAGGAUGUAAUUGGAAUAUGCUGCUGCUGCUGUGGGCAUCAUUUUCAGGAAAGCCACCAGCAAAAUUCCACAUUUCUUCCUUGGACUAUUUUUUCAAAUUUCUUUACUCUGCUGGCUGUGUUAUUUAGCCAUUUCUGUAACCCUCUUCUGUCCCAUGCUUGCAAUUCACCUGGCAGAAUUAGCAAUUACUGCAGCAAGCAUGACUUCCAAAUACUCUGCUGUACAAUUACACCACGUUUUGCACACUGGCACUCUGCAGUGGAUCAUCCUCUCAAUCUCAGCUAGAAAAACACACCUAUAAUGUAAUUUUGUAGUGUAUAAACAUGAAUUACAUGUCAAAUGGAUUCAAUGCAGGCAGAGGAUUAAGCUGGUGAAAAUGAAACACUGCAUAGUGGUAGGGUAGUAGAGUUAACAAAAAGCAGCUGAGAAGGGCAGAGCACUUACUCUAAGUCUGAGCAGUGCCUGUUGUUACUUCUAGUGUUUAGCACUUGUUUUUCAUGAUUCAGCUCUUCAAUUUGCUCUGAAUAUAACAGUGAAAAAAGGAAAAGGAAACUCUCUUUGAGUAGCUUGACCCUGUUGCUACUGGAAAAAACAUGGAACUGCAUUUCCUGCUCCUUCGAUACCUUCCUUAUGUCAAAGAGCUUUUUAGCAGGGGCUUAACGUGGUAAGUCCCACACAUCAUUUUUAUUCUUUUGGAAAAAAGUGGGGCACAGAUUUCCUGCUAGGCAGCAAGUGAGUGAAGUCAGGUGGAUUUUGGCUUCACUUGAUUGUAAUCAGCUUUGUCCCUUUGUUGAUGCCACCUCAGGCAUAGGCUGUUGCCACCUUCUUGUCCUGCCACUUGUCAUGAUACAAGCUUAGCAGAGAAAAUAAAUUGAGACCACCGUAUCAUAUGGAACUGUCUUGGCAAGAUUUGGCCAGUCAUUUGAGGAGUGUUUCUUUUUUCUGUGUGUGGGAGAGGAGAUCAGAAUUCUAUGCUUUUUUGUAUAUAGGGAUCAUUAUUUUUAGAGCAGCGCAGUUCUUAGCCUCUUCUUCGCGUAAUCCGAUUUCUGUUCCUUCAAAGGGAACAGUGUAAGGUAUCAAGGUUUGCACAAGAUAUCUGCAGUCCAGAGCCAUUGUUGUUAAGCAUAAUUUGAGUUUUGGAAGUGGGGGUGCUCAAGGACUGGAUUGAGUAAUUAAAAGCUCGUGUUAGUCUAUGUCAGGUUCUGUUCCAGGCAUGGAAGAUUUGUGAUAAAAGCUUUUUGUAAAAACAAAUCCCAUCUUACCUAAUUCUUUGUACAGUGGUGUUCACUGUGUCAUGAGCAAGGGAGCUAAGAUGCUGUCCUCUGACUGGCCAGAGUGCCACUGAGUUUGGAGUGUGCAUGUAUUACAAACAGGAAUCUUCACAUCUUCUCAGCAGCCAGGGACACUGCAUGUAGAGGUUAUCGGGGCCUGUUCAGAGAAGCACCAGGCAAACUGCGUUUCUUUGGUGCUGCUAGUGAGAAGGUUUGCCUGGGAUGUCAUCCCUCAGCUAUAGAUAGCAAACUCAAAGCUCCUUACAGAGAAACCUCUUACCAGUCACUUUCCACAAAUGGUGCGUAUACCUAAAGGUACUUAGUGAAAAUCCUUCAGAGGUAUUUAAUGCAAAAGUCUCUCUGGUGUGUUUCAGAAGCCCACACACACCACCAGCAGGGAGGAGUGCAGGGCAGCUGCAGCAUAGCUCUUGGGACAGUUCCUCUUUUUGUCUCAGCUGGGCUCUGCCACCCCAAGAGCUUGCCAAGAUGUGUGACAUGGGGGGGCUUGACAACCUGAUUGCCAACACAGCCUAUCUGCAGGCCAGGAAGAGUGGAGAUGGAGACACCAAGGAGAUGCAAAAGAGACGUAAGAGCCUCUCACUGCCCAAGGCUGACCAGUGUAAAGACGCUAGACAGUCCAUCGUUAUUGAUUAUGAGAGCAUCUGUGAGCAGCAGCCCAUCGGCAAGAGAUUCUUCAGAGACUUCUUAGAGACAGUGCCUGAGCAUUUGGUAGCUAGGGACUUCCUGGAUGAGGUAUCAAACUGGGAGUUGGCAGAGGACAGUGUCAAGAGCAGUACCAUGGAGAAUAUGAUCACCAACUUUCUUAAGACAGGCUCCAAAAACUAUCUGGGUUUCAUGAGCUCUGAUUUGGCCAGCAAGUGCCAGGCAGCCACUGAGAAGGACUAUGAGAACAUCGUGCAGCUGGCCAAGGAGGAAACCAAACUCUUCCUCCAAGGCAAGCCCUUUCAGGACUUCCAGGCCAGCCCCUUCUAUGACAAAUUCCUCCAAUGGAAAGUUUUUGAGAAGCAGCCAGUGACUGACAAAUACUUCUAUGAGUUCCGAGUUCUGGGCAAAGGUGGCUUCGGAGAGGUUUGUGCCAUCCAAGUGAAAAAUACUGGCAAGAUGUAUGCCUGCAAGAAACUGGAUAAGAAAAGGUUGAAAAAGAAAGGUGGAGAGAAGAUGGCACUACUGGAGAAAGAGAUUCUGGAGAAGGUCAGCAGCCCUUUCAUAGUCACCCUAGCUUAUGCCUAUGAGAGCAAAAGCCAUCUGUGUCUUGUCAUGAGCCUCAUGAAUGGAGGGGAUCUUAAAUACCACAUCUACCAUGUGGGAGAGAGAGGUUUGGAAAUGAACAGGAUCAUCUUUUACUCAGCUCAGAUCACCUGUGGGAUUCUGCAUCUCCAUUCCAUCAAGAUCGUGUACCGGGACAUGAAGCCAGAAAAUGUCCUCUUGGAUGAUAAUGGUAACUGCAGACUGUCUGAUCUUGGUUUGGCAGUGCAAGUCAAAGAGGGAAAAGCCAUCACUCAGAGGGCUGGGACAAAUGGUUAUAUGGCUCCUGAAAUCCUGAAGGAAGAAAAUUAUGGCUAUCCUGUGGACUGGUUUGCUAUGGGAUGUAGUAUUUAUGAGAUGGUUGCUGGGCGGACACCAUUCAAGGAUUUCAAAGAAAAGGUCGGUAAGGAUGAGGUUAAAAGAAGAACUCUGGAAGAUGAGGUGAAAUUCGAACAUGCCAACUUCACAGAGGAAGUGAAAGAUAUUUGCCGACUGUUUUUGGCUAAGAAAGCGGAGCACCGUUUAGGAAGCAGAAAUGAAGACGACGACCCGAGAAAACAUAGUUUCUUCAAAACAAUAAAUUUUCAUAGGCUAGAGGCAAACCUCAUCGACCCUCCAUUUGUGCCAGAUCCAUCAGUUGUCUAUGCCAAAGAUCUUGCAGACAUUGCUGACUUCUCUGAAGUACGAGGAAUUGAGUUCGAUGAUAAAGAUAAGAAGUUCUUCAAAAAGUUUGCAACAGGAGCUGUCUCUAUACCCUGGCAGGAAGAAAUUAUUGAAACAGGACUGUUUGAAGAACUGAAUGAUCCUAACAGAGUAGAUUCCGGGGGAUACGCAAAUGGAGGUGAAGCUAAGUCAGGAGUUUGUUUGUUGUUGUAAAUAUCGCAUCAUUAGCAAAAAGAGUAGAAACCACCCCAGAACUUUCCAUAUUUUUACACUGUUUCAGAAGCUCAGUUUGUCUGUUAAGAAGAAACAAUCAGUGUAAUAUGACAUCGACUGGGUAUGUAGGACCACAAGCUGUAUAGACUGUAUUAUUUUCCUUUGUCUUAGCAAAGGAAAUGAUAUUUUUGUUUUAUUGGAAACUUAUCAAAAUGAAGAGCCAUAUGUCUCUAAGAAACUUAGAAUGAUAGAAAUUCAGAAAUACAAAAAGCAGUAAUAGCAUGAAGAGGGAACCCCUUUUGAAAAUGACUGACUCUACCAUUUUGAAUACAAUCAUUUCUUGGUUUUCUUUCUAUUUUCUUGUUAUUUCUACUAAUGUUCUGUCUUUGUUCUACAGUUUCCGGCAACAUUUUUUUUAAUUUUUAAGCAAUAUUCUCAGUCAGACAAUGGACCUCAUAUUUUACAUCAAACUUGGAAUCUUAUUGGUCAGCCACUCUGUCUGUUAUUUUCUUAAUUUCUAUUAGGUUUUUGGAGAGUUAGAUCGUAAUAUGUCCAAAUUGUCAUAAAAUGUAAAAGGCUUUACAAAUCACUAGGAAAUAGGACUGACAGGAUCCAGUUCUUUUCAAAGUUGACUUUAAUAGAGUGAAGAUAAGAUUGCACCAAUUUAAUUGAAUAAAGCAUUUAUUUAUUAUUA